This is a messenger RNA of Aureococcus anophagefferens, 495 nucleotides long. RefSeq lists its product as hypothetical. The record is from RefSeq and is a predicted model, not a curated record. Lineage: Eukaryota; Pelagophyceae; Pelagomonadales; Pelagomonadaceae. The annotation marks the transcript as partial. The transcript has a single exon.
AUGCAGAGCGCUGGGCUACAGGCGUCGCUCGCUGACUUAGUAAUCGUCGAUUACGAAGGCGGGCGAGAUCUAGAGAAUCGGUUUGAUGGGCAUGGGAUCGCGACUUUUGAAGGUGGGCCUACUUACGCCGGUGAUUUCCGUGGUGGCUUGAUGGAUGGGAACGGAGUUUACAAAUGGACCGAUGGUACCACAUUCACCGGCGAAUUCAGGCGCAAUACUAUCACGGGUCGAGGUAAAUACACGUGGCCAGAUGGCUCUACUUAUGUUGGAGAGGUAUUGAACGGCCUUCGCCAUGGAUGUGGUACAAUGCACGGACCCAUCGAUGGCACCCCUCGCUACAACGGGGACUGGUACAACGGCGAGAGACACGGGUUAGGCACGUUAUGCUACGACGCCGCUGGCGACUCUCGCUAUGAAGGUGACUGGGCAAACAAUGACAGGAACGGACACGGGAUCAUGUACUACGCAAGCGGAAAUAUUUACGAAGGCGACUGG